UCUCCGCCCUCACACGGCAGCUUCACGAAUCGCGAGUAAAUUGACAAAAUGGACGCAAGGGACGCCAACAUGGCGGCCCUCCUGAUCUUGUUUGCAAUGUUUGCUGUGUCCCGCGGCCGGUAGUCCCACAUUUCUCAUCCCCAUCGAGAGAAAAUUUAGUAGCGAAAGCAGGGGACGGCCAUGGAUACCAGCAAGACGAGCAGCAUCAAGUCGCUCCUGCUCCAAGCUUGGAGAGAACGGUGGACGGACGUGAGAUGGGGCAUCAACAUCAAGAACGUUCUUCCUCGCGGCGUGAGUGGCGAUGUGUACGACCUGGCGGACUGCAUCCUUCAGGAAGCGCUGGUUGGCCCUGGGCCGAACAACUUGUUCCUUUCCUACCUGACACAUUGCCUGAGCGCGCAAGUGGUCUCCUACGGAGCCGUGCUCUCCAGCAUCGGCAGGUUCCAGUCUUUCUUUAAGCCGCCGUGCAUUUUAAGUCUGCUGCAGCUGUUGUACAGCAUCCAAGCUAAAGUCACCUGUCACGGCAACGAGGAAGAGUGUAUUGCCCUGUGCAAGGCGAUCGUCAGCGUCACCCAUUGGCUUUACAUGUGCAUGUGCCAUUCCAUCAGCAAGAUCGUGGAGCUGAAGCAGAGCACAGAACACGGCCUUAUCCUGGAGAAGGCUUGCGAGACGCUCUGCUUUUUCAGCGAAUCGACUUUCCUCAAGUCCCUGUUGUACAUCGGAAAGCACGAGGAUUCAGCAGUGUAUUCGCAGCUUGUGCAGAAGCAGCAAGAGUUAGAAACCAAACUGAGCCAGUCGCAGGGAUUCAACAUUUCGAAGGACACCCUCGAAUGUGCACUUAACCUGGUCAGGCUAGUGGAUGAUAUGCCGCAUAUUUCGUUGUCGUCGUGCGUCAGCGGCCGUGUGCCAAAACAGCCCCUCGUUUGCAGUCUGAAUGCCAACGUUGCCAUUGAAGCUGUGCUGAACCCAGCAAGUGACAUUCAGGCAAGUGUUGAUCAUCUUCUACUCAUGAAGAAGCUUCUGAACCUAUCCUCGGCAGAGCUCUACUGUGAGAUCAUCCGAGCCUGUUUCAUGGGACUUGCCAACGGAAGCAGUGAAGACUUAAAGUGGCCUGCCUUCACAUUUCUGAAGGUUCCACAGCUGUUGCUGAAGAUCCACAGUGCCCGAAAGGACGACCGACAGUGGGAGGAAGAGUUAGAAGCCGGUCUCAUGCAACUCCUCAACUACACCCCAUUGCUCGAUCUGACAGAUUCCAAGUGUCAUUGUGAUUGCUUGCAAUACCUUCUGAAUGAGCUUCAGAAAGUAGAGCUUCUGACUGAAGCCCAAGCCAAAGCCCUAAUGCAUCGCAGGCAGGCCAACACUCAGAAGCAAAACCUGGCUAGGCAAGGUCCACAAACAUCGCAGGCUGGAGCUACGCUCAUCCUGAAGGCAGAGCCAACUGUCACGAGCAUCCUCAAGUCAUUGGAUGCAGACUACUCCAAGAACCAAGAUGGCUUGCUUGGGAUCUUGUGCCACAUGAUCACAGGGAGAAGCUUUGAGCUGAUCCUCUCUGCUGCUGCAGCAACAGGGAAGCUGAAUAGUUUUGUGAAAAAGCUUAUCAAAUUCAACGAGUACAACAAGCAGAUCAGCGGAGAAACCACCAGGAAUGCCCAGACUCGGACCUUGCUGUUCGACAUUACAUUUUUGAUGCUCUGCCACAUUGUGCAGAAUUAUGGAAUUCAUUCUGUAGUUUUCAACGAAGAAACAAGGGACUCAUUCUUUACAACAUGGGUUCCCGAGUGCCUAGCUGAGGGUGGGCGCUACAACUGCCCCGAGAAAAUGCUGGCUGGCUGUGACCCUGCCAAAGUAGAUCUGUUGCUGGCCCAGCUCAUGAAUAAUGACAAUGACUUCAUGACUAACCAGGUCAAGUGGCACGAGGUGUGCGUGAACAUACCAAUGGCGAUAAAGGAGAUUUUGGUUGCUUGGGAACACGGUGCUAUCUCGACAGACAGUGUAAAGAUGAUCCUCGACAAUGUCAAGAGUCGCAUAUGCUGCCUACCCGUGUGCAUCUCAGCUUGGUUAUGCAGCUACAUCAAUGUCCUGCAUCACCAGGAACAGCUGAAGCCAAUGAAUAUGCUACAGCACUUCAUGACUCCAUUAUCCACAGAUGCUUCAGGGAACUCCGAGGGAGGCGGUGAACGUCCAAUCCCGCAGGAGCCACAUUCCUUGUACAAGGAACGAUCGCUGCUCAUGACAAACAUUGUAAAGAAGAUGAUGUAUGACCUGCAUCCUCCGCAACAGUCGAAGCUUAAAGGCCCCUUGGUCAUCUCACAUGGCUUAACAAACAAAACACCGCUCUGGGAAAUCAUGGACUCCGUCUUCUCGGCUGCCCACGCUCGGGGCUGGAUUGACCUGCGUGCUAUUCAGAGUCUGGACACCUUGAUGUGCGUCGGAGGACCCCAGUGGUUCUGUGACACACUGGUGCGCCAAGCCCUGAAGCACGACCACCUGGAAGACCUGCACCGUGCCAUUGACCUCUCCUUCGGACUGUUCCACAUCGACAUAGAGCAGUGCGCUCUGGCACUCCUGACUCAAGUCCUUCCCAGCUACCUCCUCUGGGAGACUAGACAGGACAGCCUUACCGAGCCACGAGGCUCUGCGCUGGCAAGACUCACUGUCCUCACAACCUUUGCAGCCUUGCAGGUCAGGACGAGCCAGCCAUCUGUCGGCACGCAGCGGGGAGGCCAUAAACGCCCGCACUGGGACAUGGAGCUCGAAGAAGCCAUGGACGAGUCUAAGCGCGUGCGCCCCAACAAAAUGAGGAGGGGACUCAAUGACUCCGAGCUUUUGGACGACACCCCGUUUGCACUGCAGUGCCACUCGGAAGAGAACUACCGCUCCCUGGACCCCCUGAGCAAGGCAGUUGUGGACACGAUGCGGCUGCUGAUGGUUAUUGCGUCCGAUUCAGUGAUCAGCCAGCGGUCGGUGUUUCCGCUGCUUCUGUUUGAGCAGGUGGUGCUGUGUGCUGGAGACGAGGCACACAGGGUGCUCCAGUUUGCACCGCUUGGCUUGGUUCCUCAGCUGGUGCGAAGCAUGCCCCAUCUGAUGUCUCACCAGCUCGUCCUGGCCCUGAGCAGUCUCCAGACGUCGAGGGCACGCAAGGUGGCUGCGAGGGCCACUUGCCAGCUCCAGAUUGCUCGCACAUUGAGGAACUACACCACUUGAUUGACUUUCUUUCUGCUGGAUUGAACUUGCAUUGGAUCGUGUUCUCUCUGUGACUGAUUUUUUGUCUUGUGCUCGCAGCUUAAUACAAUUUCAGGCUGGGG
Molecule: messenger RNA, 3305 nt
Organism: Ixodes scapularis (black-legged tick)
Lineage: Eukaryota; Metazoa; Arthropoda; Arachnida; Ixodida; Ixodidae
Gene: MED24
Product: mediator of RNA polymerase II transcription subunit 24
Exons: 1
Coding region: 181-3204 (1007 amino acids)
Cellular component (GO): mediator complex
Molecular function (GO): transcription coregulator activity
Source: RefSeq, a predicted model, not a curated record